This is a messenger RNA of Venustampulla echinocandica, 1395 nucleotides long. RefSeq lists its product as uncharacterized. The record is from RefSeq and is a predicted model, not a curated record. The coding region runs from base 1 to 1395 and encodes 464 amino acids. The transcript has 2 exons. Gene Ontology annotation, molecular function: protein binding. NCBI's taxonomy places the organism in Eukaryota, Fungi, Ascomycota, Leotiomycetes, Helotiales, Pleuroascaceae.
AUGCUCCUCUUUGACCUCCCCACCGAGCUCAUCUCUAAAAUAUUGGUUCACGCCGUUCUCGCCCGUGGAAUUAAGAGAGCUUUUAGGCUAAGGCUUGUAUGCAAGCGGUUUUCCCAAGAAAUCCAGCCUGCAAUUUUUGAGUCGCGACUGCUCGACCCCUUGUACACAGAGAAACUCUUGUCCGAUUGGUACAUCGAGAACGAUCAUGGAGCCAGCAAAUUCUGGCACUCCUAUCUCGUGUACAGAGUUCAGAACGAAGUCCCCAAGCCUCCUCAGCGCCGCUAUCUCGAUAUCCGCCUCGUUGCUGAGCGUGUCUGUAAAGAAACCGGCGCUGACGUGGGGGCUACAAUCGAAACUCUCUGCUGGCCGGCAUUGCAACAGGGCACGAACCCGGGCAGUAACUCCAAGCUAGAGAAAGAGCUACCGCGCCCUGACCUAGACCUCUUAUGCGCCGCGGCGUAUCUAAAUCUCGUCCCUAUAGCGAAACGGCUGCUCCAAGAAGGCCACUCUCCCCACAGCAAUAGCCAUCUCUUCUCUUCGCCCAUGAAACUCGCUGCAUGGGCAGGGAACGCCCAGAUGCUUGAAAUCUUCCAGGAUCACGUGCCCGAGAUGGAAGGUCUUGACCCUGCGCUUGGGUUCAAUUACAACUGGAGAGGGAAGGUAGGACCAGAUUCAAUCCGCGGGGCCGCAAUACGGGGAGAUAUAGACAUGGUUCGUCUGGCCGUAUACCCCCCUUCACGUGCCGUACCAGACAGCACGGAUUUUGUCGGUGAAGCGUUCGGAAGCGUUGAUCGCCGUAGCAGCAUAGGUAUUGCGCUUGGUUUAGCGCAAUGGGUUACGAGGGAUGUCGAGGUGUAUAAGUACCUUGAGAGCUUCUUCUCUGAGCCCGACAAGCUAUCUCGUGCCCUAGCAAAGCAUGCCCGUUUGGGAAACCUCGAAAUGGUGCGGCAUCUGCUCGAUGCUGGGGCCGAUACCCGCGGAAUCUCUGGUCGAGCUGGAAACCCGCUCGUCGAAGCUUGCCGAAGGUGCCACGAAGACGUCGUUGAUCUCCUAUUGGAACGAGGUGCCGACCCGAAUUUUGACGGAGAUGAGGAAAGAACACAAGGGAGUAAUCCGAUUGCUAUAGCAGCCGCUUCAGGAAGUAUGGCCAUUGUUCGCAAGCUGCUUGGUCACGGCGCCGACUUGUGCCACGAGGAUAUGGGCAUUGAGAUGGGCUACCACGCAUUAUAUGCGGCGGUGCACCUUGAGCAUACUGAUAUGGUGAAGUUUCUUGUGGCAGCGGGUGUUGAUUUAGGAGUCUACGGGGAGACGAUACUGAAGUCGGCUUUGUCACAGGGUCUCGACUCAAUGGUUGAAGUACUACGAGGGGAGGGGGUAGCUCCCAGCCUCAGCUGA